AUGGCUCAAUUUGUAACACCAAGCAAAUAUGGCUUACUAGAAUCACCUUCCACACAAAAGCUCACCCCACUAGACAUGAACGUGCCAAGAGUGUACGGCGCAAGGUGGAUAUUGUGUUUUCCGCUGGAGAAUGGCGCCGACUACCACGAAGUGUACGACAAGUUGAGAAUCGGACUUGCCCACACCAUCCGCUCCAUUCCUUGGAUCGCCGGCGUUAUUGGACCCGAAGAAGGCAGUGAAAUAUCGAAAAAUAGAAUUCAGAUCGUGGAGUCCUUGUCAAGCCUCAGCUUUUGGUCAGUGCAUACACAGCCUUCCAUCUCUUAUCUCUCGAGAACAUCACAACUUACACCAUCAUUGCCUUUACCUAGCUAUCGAGACCUAACAGACGUUCUUCCACCUUACGAUGAUCUUAAAGCGGACGGCUUCCCACUUUCAAGACUUUCAACUGACGAUGUCGGCCCAAUCGGAGUGAUGGCAGAACCUCCACAGCCAGUGAUGAAGGCACAGGCCAAUUUUGUCAAGGGCGGACUGUUGUUAUCAGUAGGCAUCCACCACGCAGCGGGAGACGCCACGGCCCUUGACACAAUUAUCGGCAUCUGGGCACAGAACACAGCUGCAGCCAGCGGUUGUAGCUCUUUCAGCACUUAUGACUCCCCAUCACACGACCGUGAACCCCUUAUGAACGGGAUUUCCGGAGCACCCUUGUCCCAUUUUCCAGAGUAUCAACUGAUACCAGCAUCCCAACUGCCACCAGCUCAGAUGUCUCCUCAACUUCCCUCACUCGUCACACACGUCUUCUGCUUCUCCCCGCAGACGCUUGCUGAGCUCAAGUCCUCCGCCGCUGCUUUCUCGACCAACGACGCACUGUGCGCUUUCUUGUGGAGCAGAAUGACAGUCGCUCGAUGGACCGGUGAGGCCUCCUCUACCCAAGACGACACAACGAACAAAGCUUCUUCGAUGUGGUACGCUAUCAACAUUCGCAGCCGUACAAGUCCACCGCUUCCGCCAACGUAUCUAGGCAAUGGAUCGAUGUGCACAACGACGGAGCCACUUACCGCAGCUACCCUUCUCGGUGAGAACGGGCUGAAGCAAGCUGCUACUGCCAUUCGCAAGUCCCUAGUUGCGUUCAAUAGCCCCAACAGAGUGCCUUUGACAAUCGGUCUCCUCGGUUCGAGGCCUGACCCCACAGAUUUCAAGCUGUUAUUCAACGCUUUCCUUGGACCAAACGUUGUUGCCACAUCCUGGACUGAUGUGAAAGUUUACGAAAGAAAUUGGGGUGCAUUAGGUUUCAUCGAUUCCAUGAGAGUCCCGGGCGAGGGCUCAGAUGGUAAUAUCAUCAUUCUCCCAAGAUUGAGAGACGGUAGCCUGGAAAUUGUUGUCGGGCUAGAAUCAGAGGCGAUGAGCAGACUCCUCGCUGAUGAAGCAUUCAACAAGUUUGCAACAAGGUGUGCUUAG
Messenger RNA from Clonostachys byssicola, 1455 nucleotides. NCBI's taxonomy places the organism in Eukaryota, Fungi, Ascomycota, Sordariomycetes, Hypocreales, Bionectriaceae. The record is from the annotation of a GenBank genome assembly.